CCUCUCAAAAGGUCAUCAAAAAAGGAAAACCAACACGGUAGCCGACUCUCUCUACCGAGGCCCCGACAUUAUUGAUAGUAAUUGAAAUUCACAUCUCUCGUUGCUCUCCAUCUCUCCGAAACGCCAACAAAGACUAAACCAAAAAAGAAAAAAAAAACCUAACCCUAGAUUUUGAGCACCUCGACCUCAAUGGCCAGCGAAUCCCAUGACUCGCGUCGCAAGCACCGUCGUUCUUCUUCAGACGAUGACGAAGCCGAGAAGUCAUCGAAGCGCCACAAGCAUCGUCACCACCACCACCGUCACCGCCACCGUAGCAAGAAACACGACGAGGAAUCCAAACCCGAGGGUGAGGAUACCAAUCCCACUCCUCUUCCUCUUCCUACUGUUGCUAACAAUUCUCAGCUCGAGGACGAUGUGGAGGAGGGUGAGAUUCUCGAAGACGAGGGUUUCGGUGGUGGCGAGAUUGCGAAGAAGAAAUUCGAGUCCGACGAUGAGGCUGGGGAAAUCGCGGCCGUUCAUGUUCGCGAUGAAUCUGAUAAGCUAAAUCUGGGACAUUGUGCUGAGCAUCGAUCAUCUGAUCGUGAAGCUAGUCUUCACAUGGAAGAGAGUGUGGGGAACAAGGGUACAAAUUCAAAGACUUUUGGAGAUGACAAGAGUGAAGAUGAUUUAAUGAUUAAUUCCAAAUUAGAUAAGGAAGACAAAACAUACCACCAGCACCAUGAGGUUGGCUUUUUAAGAAAUACAUGUGUUGAACCUCAAGAUGAAUCUAGAGUAAACUCAAAGGGUCACGUCAAUGGGGAUUUGGGUCACGAGUCUAGAAAAGAGGAAAAGAAGUGGCUGAGGGAAUCUAGGUCCCCUUCUAAAGGAAUUGGUAAGCUGAAGAGUUACUAUGAUGAUGAAAAGAUUGAGGUUGAAGAAAGCAUAUUGAGCAAUCAUAGAAAGUCUUCUUCUCAUAGCACAGAGGACCGUGGCGAAGUCCAUACUAGGAGCAGAUCUAGAUCAAUUGGUGCUAGGGAGAGAUCUCGUUCCCGUAGCAUGAGAGAAGAGGAGGCUCAUUCAAAAAGAAGACGUUAUCAUGAUUCUGAUGCCUCAUUAUAUGUUGAUAAGGGCAAGUUUGAGUAUGACUCUGACUAUGAAAGAAAGGUUCGACGGAGUAGGGAUGGACGACAUGGUAGUAGAGAUUUGGUAAGAGAUGAGGAAAGGGACCGUAGUAUUAGUCAUAGUAGAUAUAUUGGAGGAGAGGAUUGGUAUCGUAAUCGGGCUGCACAUGACAGGGAGAGGAGCAUGGACAGGGAUAUGGAUAAGGACGUGAGACGGGAAAAGGAAAGGGUUAGGGAUAGUGAGAUAGACAGGGCUCAGAGAAGGGACAGGGACAGGGACAGGGACAGAGGUGGGAGUAGGGACAGGGCCAGAGAUAUGGACAGGAAAAGGGAUAUGGAGCGAGAUAGGAACAAGGAAAGAGAGGUGGGCAGGGAUAGGAGAAGGGAGAAGGAAAGAGAUAAAAACUGGGAUAAAGAGGUGGAUAGAGAUGGGAAAAGGGAGAAGGAAAGUGAUAGGAGCAGGGCUAGUGAAAGAGAUAGAGAUAGGGAUAGAGAAAGGGAGAAGGAUAGGGACAAAGGGAGGGAGAAUGAGAGGGAGAGGAGAGAUGAUAGAAGUAGGAAUAAGGAUAGAGGUAUUGUAAAUGAUUGGGAGAAGUAUGAAAAUCUUGAAGAUGGCUAUGACAAUGGAAGAUAUAAACAUUCUAGGCGCUCAAGACAUGAUGAAAAAGAAUACAACCAGGAUAGAACAAGAAAAAGUGAUCCAGAAAAGGUUCCUAGUUUUAAGAGCAAUCCAUUGGAAGGAUAUAGAGACAAACAAAAAAGAGAUGAAGAUGAUCAUGGAGACUACGAAGAAGCGACUGCAUUGCAAUUUGCUGAGCAGGAAGAGGAGGAUCUCAACAGAAUCAAGGAGGAGAGUCGAAGGCGAAGGCAAGCCAUCCUAGAAAAAUAUAAGAGUCAGCAGCCACAGCAACCAAAUGAACCACAGUCAGAAGAUGUUAAGAAAGAUAAGGAGCCUGCACAUGAUCCUGAUAAAUCAAUAGCUGCUAAUAAUGUUGUUCCAGAAGUUGGUGAUGGUCGGAAUGAUGUUGUAGAUGACUAUGUUGCUGAACCAUCAUUUUCUGUUGGGAAAUCACCCCCACAGAAUGGAGUUGCUGCUUUCGAGAAGACUUCUGGUGCUGGAGGCCUUGGCGAGGGUACUCCUAAGAGUGAGAGGUCAGAUGACAAGUUCUGUGAUGAUAUUUUUGGUGAGACCCCAACAGGAGUCCGCAAAUCUGGAAAAGGUGAUGGUUUACGAAUAGAAAGGAGUGGUCUUCAUGACAACUGGGAUGAUGCAGAAGGGUAUUAUAGCUACCGGUUUGGUGAAACACUUGAUGGGCGAUAUGAAGUUAUUGCUGCUCAUGGGAAAGGUGUCUUUUCUACUGUAGUUCGUGCAAAGAAUCUUAAGGCUGGUAAUGGUGAACCAGAGGAAGUAGCCAUAAAAAUUAUACGCAGUAAUGAUACAAUGUACAAGACUGGUUUGGAGGAGCUGGUCAUAUUAAAGAAACUAGUUGGUGCAGAUCCAGAUGACAAGCGCCAUUGUGUUCGGUUUCUUUCAAGUUUCAAGUACCGGAAUCAUCUUUGUCUAGUUUUUGAAUCUCUUCAUAUGAAUUUGCGAGAGGUUUUAAAGAAGUUUGGACGCAAUAUUGGCCUGAAGCUAACUGCUGUGAGAGCAUAUGCAAAGCAACUUUUUAUUGCACUGAAACAUCUUAGAAAUUGUGGUGUUCUUCAUUGUGAUAUAAAGCCGGAUAAUAUGCUUGUAAAUGAGGCAAAAAAUGUGCUGAAGCUUUGUGACUUUGGCAAUGCGAUGUUUGCCGGUAAAAAUGAAAUUACACCAUACCUUGUAAGCCGCUUUUAUCGUGCCCCUGAAAUAAUUCUUGGUUUGACUUAUGAUCAUCCAAUGGAUAUGUGGUCUGUGGGUUGCUGUUUGUAUGAGCUAUAUACAGGAAAGGUUCUCUUUCCAGGUCCUACAAACAAUGACAUGCUACGACUUCACAUGGAAUUGAAAGGCCCUUUCCCAAAGAAGAUGCUCCGGAAGGGAGCAUUUACUGAUCAGCAUUUUGAUCAUGACCUGAAUUUUCAUGCUACGGAAGAGGAUCCUGUCACAAAAAAGACUAUAAAGCGGAUGAUUUUUAACAUAAAGCCAAAAGAUAUUGGAUCUAUUGUUGUGGGCUCUCCUGGUGAGGAUCCAAAGAUGUUAGCCAAUUUUAAAGAUCUUCUAGAAAAAGUUUUUGUGUUGGAUCCAGACAAGAGGAUGACAGUGUCACAAGCAUUGACCCAUCCGUUCAUCACGGGCAAGUGAACCAUGUUGCUGAUUUUAUGACUCCAGAAAUGCUGUUCCGCUAGAUAUUUGUACAUUAUGAUCUAAUUCAUUUUCAGUUUCUAAUUACUGGGCAUUAUCUGUCUUCUCUGUGAUGGCCUAAGAGCUUUCAACACAGUUUUGGCAUGGUUGAAGUCAAAAGGGGGUGAUGUUUGGUCUGGAGGACUCUUUACUGGCGGGUUCUUUCAGUGGAUUGUACUGUUUCUAUCGAUGUCUGCCACUGCUUUGAGGCAACCCUCCAGUGCUUAGAUGCUUAAAAGGCACCCAGGAGAAGGCAAUUGCACUGGAGUCUACGGCUGCAGGCUUGAUGAACACAAAUAUAUCAGGUUAUGACUCCCAUGCUCAUGCAAUUCUUGUAUGUAUUUUCUAAUCCACUUUCUUGUUCAUCUUUGUUUGUUUUGAUACCAUGAUUGGUUUCUGAUGUUUGUUUUAAUGUGAUAUUAAAGUUUUGGUUUAUGGCAUGUCCCCUUCUAGAUAUUUGGCAAGCUCUGUAGAUUAUAUUUUAUGUGGGUUUAGAUGUGGUUUAUGGCAUGUUCCUUUUGAUCCUUGACUCAUGCUUAAAAUAUAUAAUAGUGAAUUUGUAAAAGAAGAUUAAUAAUGAAUAAGAAAUUGCUAAAAGUGAUUUUUUUUUUUUUUAAAUGGUUACUCAAAAAAUAUUGUGCAAAACGGUUUUUUUAAAACUCCAAAAAUGAUGUUUCCAAGAAGUUUAUAAGAAAAUCUGGUAGCGAAUUUGUAAAUUAGUGAAAGUCACUCUUCAACACCUGAUAACCACAUUUCUUCUUUUCUUCUUUUUCUUCACGCUGUAAGACAUGCACUCUUCCAUUGAAUUCCCUUUUGGAAAGGCUGCGAUUGUUAGUGGGGAAAGCCCAAGGCAAGGUCUUUAUUUUUAUUUUUUUGUGGGGGAGGGGGGGCAAUGAGGAGCACAAAAGUGAUUGGGAACAAUGGUUCCUCCAGGCCCAAACUAGCCACAUAACGGUGGACUUGGGAGUGACAAGAGGAGCUAGACUUUUGAGGCAAAAGUGACAAAGACUGAUACUGUGGACUGUGAGUUUGAGAUUGGUGAGUAGACUUUGAAUUUGGCAUCAUUGGAGGAUUUAUUGGCUUCUCUGGAAUUGUUGGCCAAGAUUUCUUGCUUGCAAGGGCCUUGGGGUUGCCUCAACUUCUUUCCGUGCAUCGCCUUGGAAAUCUAUUUUGAUCUCUUCCUGAUCUGAGGAUGAGGACUUGGAUGAUGAUUUGAGCGGCCCCAGUUUUGGUCCAUUGGGCUUCUACAAUGGCAGAGAACCUCGUCAGUAAUCACAAACCAAAUUCACCCCAAAUUGAAAAAAGAAAUAAAAAAAAUUAAAGAGGAAGAAAUGAAAGAUUGGAAUGCAAGACUCAACCAUCUUCCGCACUGUUUCAUGGAAAAAAAACAGCAAGGUUGGUGUUGUCGCCAUUGACACAAGGUUGGUUCUCACUGGCAAUGUCAAAACUGAGACUCGCCAACUUCACCCAAAUUAUUCUUGGUGUUAAUUGUACAAAUCCACCCUAAACUAUGGGGUUCUUGCACUUAACAUCCCAAACUAUGAAAAAUUGCAUUCACUGCAAUUAUAACAAAGCUUGCAAAUUGCAACCUGUAGUCAAAUUUACUAUUAAACAAACAGUCAUGUGCAAGUAACAUGAUUGUAAAAAAAUUAGGCUCUGGCUGCUCUGUUGCCUCCUUCUAGUUCCUGUUCACCUACAUCCUCUGUCACGUUAAUGGUUCUGGCCACACCGUUUGGAUUUCCUCCACUGCUGCUCUUGACAUCUCCUCUGCCUCCCUUGAUGACUUCUACAUCCUCAUCCUUAAUGAUCUUUAUCAAUACCAGUUUGUCCAGUGGGGCUAUCCUGGCAUAUAGUAAUGAUUACCUUGAAAAGAAUGAUGUAUUGAGGAAUUUUUGAGCUUAGAUAAUGAUAGGAAUUUGAGGAUUUAUAGCUUGGGAGUGGGGCUUAAACUGCCAGAUGCUCUCAAUAUCUCUAUGCAUGCUGUGCUGCUAUCAGGAGUCAGUCAGGAAGUUAGUUUGGUCCACUGUCACCAGGCCCGUGUCACUUGGUCCCUAAUUGGGUUUAGAAAGUCAGGAUUUUUUUUAAGGGAGUUGAGGUCUAAUUUCUGAAAGAGAUGGCUGGGAAAUUUGGUUUGUUUGGGAAAUUAGUAAGUGUUAUUUA
Quercus lobata is the source of this 5577-nucleotide messenger RNA. RefSeq names its product serine/threonine-protein kinase prp4-like. The record is from RefSeq and is a predicted model, not a curated record. The transcript is spliced from 15 exons. Bases 190 to 3378 code for a protein of 1062 amino acids. Gene Ontology annotation, molecular function: protein serine/threonine kinase activity; ATP binding. NCBI's taxonomy places the organism in Eukaryota, Viridiplantae, Streptophyta, Magnoliopsida, Fagales, Fagaceae. Gene Ontology annotation, biological process: peptidyl-serine phosphorylation; peptidyl-threonine phosphorylation; mRNA cis splicing, via spliceosome.